AUUCACAAAUUUCUUGGUAUACCUUACGCUGAACCACCCAUAGGAAAGCUACGAUUCCAAAAGCCAGUUCCGAGGUCUCCACUUGAUGAACCUUUAGACGCCUUUAAUCACAGUAACGUAUGUCUUCAAAUGCUAGGACUAUUCGAUAGCAAAAGAUUAACUUAUGAUGAGGAUUGCCUGUAUCUAAAUAUCUAUGCACCUGAAAGAAAAUCAGAGGAUGAAUUGUUGCCAGUUAUGGUUUGGAUUUAUGGAGGUGGCUUUACUCUUGGAUUCUCUGACAUGUACAUAGGAGACCACUUGGCUACUCACGGAAAUGUAAUAGUGGUUACACUCAAUUAUAGAUUGUCGGUUUGGGGGUUUCUCACGACUGGGGACAAAAGUGCACCAGGAAAUUAUGGCUUAUGGGACCAGCAUAUGGCUAUAAAAUGGGUACAUGAUAACAUCGCCGCGUUUGGGGGAGAUACAGAAAAGGUAACAAUAUUUGGGGAGUCAGCCGGAUCGGCCAGUGUGAUGUAUCAAGCCCUAUAUCCUGGAAAUAAAGGACUUUUUCAUAGAGUUAUAGGUCAAAGCGGAAGUGUUGGUAACUUUUGGGGAACUAAUGAAAAGAAUUCAGAACAUGCAAAACAUCUCGGAGCUCUCGCUGAAUGUGAAACAGAAAACUCCGAAGCUUUAGUUUCUUGUCUACGAGAGGUGUCCGCUGAUCUGUUAGUAGAGUUUGUUAGUAAUGCAACAUAUGAAUUGAUUUCGUUUCCCUUUCCAUUUCUACCUACAGUUGAUGGCAAAUUUGUUACCACUGAUCCUAAACAUAUUUUUGAUAAAUCAGAUCUUCCAACUGAAGUCAAAGAAAUCUUUUCAAGCUUAGAUAUAAUGUCUGGUGUCAACUCGGGAGAAGGGAGUAUAGGUCUUAGUCCAUUUGCAGGAGUGGCUGAUGCCGAGGAAUUUUCACCAAACAAAACAUACUUUGAAGAAACUUUAGUUCCCUUGAUGAUAAAAAUCUGCCUUGGAGAGAAUGUACCCAGAAUUGCUACAGAUGCUGUGAUAGGGGAAUAUACAAAUUUGGAUAAUCCCGACGACUAUAAUAACGUAAAAGAAGAAUAUGUGUCCAUGUGGGGCGAUGUAUCGUUCAAUGGAGACUUGUACAAGACACUAAACAAGCAUUCAAAUGUAUCCACCAGUCAACAUACAUAUAUGUAUGUAUUCGAUGUUAACCCUGAAUUUAAUGGUUUUCUUGUUCCAGCUUCUUGGUUUAAGAAGCUUGGACAUGCGGGUGAUCUUCCUUUUGUGUUUGGAUUUAAGAACCCUGAUCAGCUUGAAGAGAUGUUCCAUGUUUCACCGUCGAGAUGGGAAGAACGCCUCUCUGCAGAUAUUAUGACCUUAUGGACAAAUUUUGCUAAAACCGGAAAUCCAAAUUCACCGGAAGACCUCGGGCUUGACUGGGUUCCAUACACGCGAAAACAUCAACAUUAUCUGCAAAUAUCACGUGAUAUGACGUUAUUGAAUGUGAAACAACGAUGGAAUACGCGAAGAGCUAAUUUCUGGACAAAUCUCCUGCCAAAUAUAAUAAAAUCGGCAGCUUGUAAAGCACAAAAAUAUUCUGAUCAUCUUAACAGAGGAACAUGCGCAAAGGACCAAAACUGUUCUCCUUAAAUAAACUCAAAACCCAAAACUUCACCUGAUGUCAAUGAAAACUGUGCAUUUAAAUUUGACCAUAUGUACAUGAUGUUUGGACCAAUCAAAUUUUAUGGAACGACAUUUGUAAACGUCUGUACCAGGAAAGCAUUUUGGCCUAAAUUCGAGUAAAGAGUAGUACGUUGUGUUUUGCAGAAAUACCUUUAUACCAUUCAAUCGAAAUUAUGGUUAUACAAGCAAAAUGGAAUAAGCAUUUAAAGCAAAGUUAUUUUGUUUUGUUUUAUUUGAAAUAUUGGUAUAUAUAAGUAUGAAUUUCAAAAGGAUUUUUCUCGUUACAUUUGCAAUUUCAAGCGAUAAAGGAAAGAUCGUAAAUAAACACAUUACAUGUAUAUAUAUAUAUAUAUAUAUUUGCAAAAUAAAUUAUUUUUGAAUGUUAAAA
Molecule: messenger RNA, 2068 nt
Organism: Mercenaria mercenaria
Lineage: Eukaryota; Metazoa; Mollusca; Bivalvia; Venerida; Veneridae
Product: acetylcholinesterase-like
Exons: 2
Biological process (GO): chemical synaptic transmission; postsynaptic membrane assembly; modulation of chemical synaptic transmission
Cellular component (GO): synapse; cell surface
Molecular function (GO): neurexin family protein binding; signaling receptor activity
Source: RefSeq, a predicted model, not a curated record